Messenger RNA from Rodentolepis nana, 318 nucleotides. Lineage: Eukaryota; Metazoa; Platyhelminthes; Cestoda; Cyclophyllidea; Hymenolepididae. The record is from the annotation of a GenBank genome assembly.
AUGCUAUCUAGCGCUGUUUGGGUUCCGGCAUUCGUGCUCCAAUACAAUGCGUACAAAUUCUAUGCUAAUGCAUAUUCUAUCUGCCCAUUCAUUUCUGUGGAAAACAAGAGAGAGCGCAAUAAUUCUCUGGUACUUUGCCAACUUAAAAAGACUCCAGAAUUGAAUACUCGUUCAAUCCAUGUAAGCCAAGAGCCUACUCAGCAAAAAUCAGUGGUGGGUGUUUCCUACGAACUCAACUUGGAUCCUGAAUCUAAGGCUCCACUAGUAACAGCCACAACAUCUCGCGAUAAGGACCUGACUUCAGGGAAAUUUGAGUAG